Zerene cesonia (dogface butterfly) is the source of this 1708-nucleotide messenger RNA. It is a transcript of the gene uri, whose product is annotated as unconventional prefoldin RPB5 interactor-like protein. The transcript has 4 exons. The record is from RefSeq and is a predicted model, not a curated record. NCBI's taxonomy places the organism in Eukaryota, Metazoa, Arthropoda, Insecta, Lepidoptera, Pieridae. Gene Ontology annotation, biological process: negative regulation of phosphatase activity; negative regulation of transcription by RNA polymerase II. Bases 132 to 1478 code for a protein of 448 amino acids. Gene Ontology annotation, molecular function: transcription corepressor activity; phosphatase inhibitor activity; chromatin binding.
CGUACUUUGUUAUUUUCAACUUCAAAAUGUCAACAUGACGGCAUAAAAUCUAAAUAAAACAAAAUUUAGAUAUUUUCCAAAUUUAUUCUAUGUAUCGUAUAUAAUUUUUUUCAUAAAAAAUCGGUUUAACCAUGAAUUUUCUUGAUAAUGUAUUCAAGCAAAGUUUAGCAGAAAAUGAACGAAAUUUAACAUUUUGGCAAGAUUAUUUGGUUAACCUUAAGUCCCUGGAUUUUAGUACGUUUAGUGAUAAAUUAAAAGUGCCUGUUUUAGUGCCCAUCGGUAAUAAAAUACUGUUUCGAGGUGCUCUUAAACAUACAAAUGAAGUAACAGUUGCACUUGGAGCUGAUUAUUUUACAAAAUGCUCAAUAAAACAAGCGGAAAUAUUACGACUACAUAGAAUAAAAGAUGCUCAGGCAAAAGUGGAUCUAUAUAUGAAGGAAAAAGAAUAUUUGGAAAAUCAGUUAACAUUUAAUAAAAGUAAUGUACAUGAUCAUCCUGGACAAGACAUCAUAGAGACUUGUUCUGAGGACGAAGAUAGAUUAUGGAGGGAGAAGCACAGAGAGAGAGUAAGGCAGUAUAAUCAGAGUGAGGCAAAGAAAAAAGAGAAGAUUCAAAGUGAAAUGACAGAUGAGGAAUUGUGGAACAGAUUAGAGGAAUUGGAAUUACAGGAAGAAUUGGAAAAUGAGUAUAGGAGCAUGACAAACAGAAAUGACUCAGAUUCAGAUGGUAAUGAAUCUUUCAUAGUUAAAGAUGAAGAAUCCAUCUCAUUUCCACAAGUUUUAAACCAAACUGAACAAAGCGGGAAGACAAAUAAAAAUGUUAAUAGAAAUGUUGAAAGUAAUACAAGUAGUAUUGUAGGUACAAAAACAGAAAAGCUAGAUUUAUUAAAACAUGUUAUAGACAGACAAAAUGAUUUAGAAGUGAAACUAAUGGAAUUGAAAAAUAAGGAGAGAACUAGAUGUCAAACAGAACAAGAUUUAAUUGGGAAAUUGGAUGAAAUGGAACAACUUGAUGAGUUGGAAGAUGAAAUGGAAAGAUUAGAUGAUAUUCUUAAUGAAGAUUCAGAUGAUACAGAUGAUAUAUCUGAGGAAAGAUCAACAUCUUUGAAGAAAAGUGUUUCAUUUGCAGAUGAAGACAACAGUGAAACAUUAGAACUGACGUUUAAACAUUCAGAAGUAGAACCAAAUACAGAACCAUACAAUCCUGAUAAAGGUAUAACUAAACCAAGUGAUAUAUAUGAAGCAUAUUCUAAUUCAUUUAAAGAUGGAAAAACUUCUAUAUUAAGGAAAUCUAGGUAUGACAAUAAUGAAAUAGAUACAUUUGCUCCAGAAACAACAAGUUGUACACAACCAGAAGAAGAAUUGAGACAAACUAUUGUUGUAAAAGAUGUUGUAGAAAAAGCAGAAGGUGAUGAAAAAUCAAAUAAACCAUCAAGACCAGUCAGUUUAUUUAAAAAGAGAAGGCAACAAAGAAUAUAAUUGUAUGCAUUCAACAAUUCUAAAUAAAUAUAAUUAAUGGCUAAUAGUCUUUCGCAAUUUCGCUAUACAUAUUUGUCUUAUAGCAUUCAAGGAAUCAUGUAUGAAAUUGUUGAAUUACAUACAUAUCUAAUUAAGAUUUGAAAUUGGUCUAGCAGUUCCUGUGAUUUGUGUGUCCAAACAAACUUUUCAAAUUAAUGUUAUUAUGUAAAAUAUAUGUAUAUUAGAGAUCA